UGAAUCAUACUUUCCAACACAACAAGCUUAAAAUUUCCUCUCUGUAUUUUUUACUGAUCGUCUGAUCUGAAGUUAGAAACGAAAUUCCAAAUUAUUUGUUUAAUGAUAUAUCUGCUACUAAAUUUUGGUCUCAAUGGCUUCAAAUGUUUUCCCCAUGCUUUCAUCAAGUCCCCCUCCUAUGGAAGAUUGUCCAGAUGAUGAGGAUGAUGACGAUGACUUUGGUGAUUUUGCAUCUACAAACAUUCCUUUUGAUUCUUCCUUUGACAGUCCUGUUGCUAGUGAAAAGUUCAAAUGUUUCAAAACUGGUGACAAUGGAGUUAAUGAUAUAAAUCUCAAAAGUGAUUUGAAAGAAUUUCAAAUAUUUGAUGAAACAGAAUCAAAUUCUUGCAAAUUGCCUCAUGAUUUCUCGCAACGCAUCAGAAACAGUGAAAGUGACACUUCUCCAAGUGAAAACUUUUGUGAUUAUCCAUUAUCUGAAAGAAAUAAAUGUUACCCUAAUCAUGAGAAAAAUGAACCAGUGUACCUCAGUGAGCGUAAACCAGUAACUAGUCAAAAUUCAGCCUUACAGACUAAUCAUUGCGAGAAAUUCGAAAAGUUAAGCAAAAAAGAGGAUUUUAGUGACGAGCUUGUUAUAAAUAAUUGCUCACACACUGAAACUCUUUCAGAAUCUGAAAAAUUGGAAUGUUUUUCUAUUUCACAGAAGUCUUGUGACACUGAAAGCAAUGUUUUAAAAACAGCCAAUUCUUUCAAUUGUUCUAACAGUGUAGAUCUUUCUCAUCGUUGUGAUAAAAUAGAUAAAAAUGAAACUUCUAAUAGCCCACCACAUAAAAGUGUUUCAAAUUUAUGUUCAUCUGAAGCUCAUUGUAUAAAUGUUAAAUUAUGCAAUAAUUUUGAAUCUUUAUCUUUACAUUCCAGAAGUAAUUCAAUCAGUUCAAAUAAUUCUGAAGAUUUCAAUAAUUUUCAGCAAUCUGAAUCUGAUUUAAAUAUAUCUCACAACCCUGUAACUUCCAUUGCUGAUGCAUCUUUUUCCAAUUUUUCGAACACUGCCAAUAGCGAAAUUUUUACUCCUAAUUUUGAUGAAUUUCAUGAAAAUGAAGAUACUCAGGAUGCAUCUGAAGGCAGUCUUGAAAACUUUCAAGUGUAUGAGAGUAAUCAUUUUAGUGAAAAAUAUGUUUCUGUUUCCAAAGAGUUGAAUGACGGUUCAGAACAUGACGAAUUUCAAGGAUUUCAGAACUGUGCUGGUGAUACAGGUACGGAAAGUGAAGGAUUUGCUGAGUUUCAGGAUUUCAAGGAUAACCAGUGUCCAGAACAAGAUGAUUUUGCUGAGUUUGAAAGUGCAUCAUUUGAACAAAGUAAAACCUUAGAGCAUGAAGAAUCUUGCGAGUUUGCUGAUUUUGAGGCAGUUUCGUUCCAGGAUGAUAAAUCUGCAGAAGAACUGGAAUCCUGUAAAUUUGCUAAUUUUGAAUGUGCAACAUUUUGCCCAGGACCUGAAAGGAGAGAUUCUACAUCAAGUAUUCCUCCAUCAGUUGCACAGCCUCAAGAUAAAAAUAUUGAUAAAUUAUCUACUGUGAUCAAUGUUAUUUUCCCUUUGGCCACAGAAGAUGAGACAGUAUCAAAUGAGUCAUUUUCUGAAAUUUUGGAACAAAGUAAUAAGAGUCAUAGAUUAUGGGAAAAGCUACAUGAAGUCGAACCUACUCCUAGUGCAAGAUUUCAAUGGGGUGUUUCUCAAUCUUUCCAGCAGCUACUACGCUCUGUAAACGUGGAUUAUCAUAGUAUUCUGCGCACGUCGUCCGUCCCGAUUUUCGCUUCAGGCCUAAGCCUUCUAGAGCCAGUGAAAGGCCUCUCAAAUUCAGCUAACCAAGAACCAGAAGACAGAAAUCAAAGUCCUAGAGAUCCAAUACCACCUGUGGAAUUUGAUUGGAAUAGUAGUGGGCUUGUUAAUCCUUUAGAUUCUGGACAAGCAGCACUAACUCUGAUGGACCUUUCUUUUCUGUCUUCUGCAGAAACCCACACUUCAGUUUCUUCUGGUGAUCACAGCUUUGAAAAUGAAUUUUUAAAACCUAACCCAACCCUGUCUCAGUGUGAUAAUGGCAGUAAAGAUCAGAUAUUAGAGCAACUGCUAUCAAAGAAUGUCUGUUCUCUCCCAACGUCUCAAGCCUCCCACCGUCCAUGUGACCUCAGUAAAGAAGCAAUCCAUGUUUUGGACCAGUUGCCGGACUUAUCAUUUAUGCUAGCUAAAGUUCUCAUGUUUCCUAUUUCUAGCAAUACUUGA
Messenger RNA from Uloborus diversus, 2272 nucleotides. RefSeq names its product aftiphilin-like (gene Afti). Gene Ontology annotation, biological process: intracellular transport. The record is from RefSeq and is a predicted model, not a curated record. Gene Ontology annotation, cellular component: trans-Golgi network membrane; AP-1 adaptor complex. Gene Ontology annotation, molecular function: clathrin binding. The transcript has 7 exons. Bases 134 to 2272 code for a protein of 712 amino acids. NCBI's taxonomy places the organism in Eukaryota, Metazoa, Arthropoda, Arachnida, Araneae, Uloboridae.